Molecule: messenger RNA, 1698 nt
Organism: Auanema sp. JU1783
Lineage: Eukaryota; Metazoa; Nematoda; Chromadorea; Rhabditida; Rhabditidae
Source: the annotation of a GenBank genome assembly
AUGAGGGCAGCAGUAGUCCUUCUACUUGCUCCAUUUGUCAGCUAUGUAGUUGGCGAUCUCUUCACAUCUGUUGCUGAUAUGCAAAAUCUAUUGGAUUCAGAGAAAGCCAUUCCUGCUGUACUUCAGAAGUAUAUUGAGGAAGAAGAGAGUCGUCUUAACGGUCUCAAGAAGUUAGCUGAGAGAUAUCAACAGCGAAACGAAGAUUCAAUUGCUACUGGAAACAAAGAUAUUACUAAUCCAAUUAAUGCUUUCCUAAUGAUCAAGAGAAAGAUCUUCGAUUGGAAGGAAAUCGAACAACAGAUGAACACUAACAAAGCUCAAUCGUUCAUUGACAGAAUGACAAAUGCCAACUAUGGUGUUCGUUACCCCACUCAGGAAGAUCUCACAGGAGCCGCCACAGGAAUCCUUCGUCUUCAAGACACUUAUCGUUUAGAUCCCCGUGAUCUCUCCGAAGGAAGAAUCCAACAAGUUCAAGGAAAUUAUACAUUCGAUUCCAACGAUUGCUUCGAGAUCGGACGUUCAGCUUACAAUGAUGAAGAUUACUAUCACACUAUCUUAUGGAUGGAAGAGGCUAGAAGACAAUUAGACAGAGAAGAAGAAACCCUAGAAGCCGGAUAUGCAAAUAAGGAAGAUGUUUUGGAAUACUUGGCUUACUCUCUCUAUAAGCAAGGGAAUCUUAAGCAUGCAUUGAAAUAUACAGAUGAAUUAUAUGCAAUGAAUCCUGAACACCCACGUGCGAAGGGAAAUGUCAAAUGGUACGAAGAUCUUCUGCAAGAAGAAGGAGUCAAGAAGAAGGAUAUGAGAAGAUCAAUUGGAAAUGUUCGUAAUUCUCGUCCAGCCAGUGUACUCGGCAACAAAGAACGAACCAUGUACGAAGCUUUAUGUCGUGGAGAAAUCCCAGUGAGUGAUAAAGAUGUAAGCAAGCUCUAUUGCUAUUACAAACGCGAUCGUCCAUUCUUGGUUUAUGCUCCAAUUAAGAUUGAAAUUAUGAGAUUUAAUCCUUUAGCUGUUCUUUUCAAAGACGUCAUCACUGAUGAGGAGAUCGAUCUCAUUCAAGAGCUAUCAGCUCCAAGACUGGCAAGAGCUACCGUUCAUGAUGCUGCAACCGGAAAACUUGUAACAGCUAACUAUCGUAUCAGUAAAAGUGCUUGGCUCAAGGAUUGGGAACAUGAAGUUGUUCAUCGCAUCAACCAACGUAUUGAUUACAUGACUAACUUGGAUCAAGAGACAGCUGAAGAACUUCAAGUUCAAAACUAUGGAAUCGGUGGUCACUACGAUCCUCACUUCGAUCAUGCUCGUAAGGAGGAAAGCAAAUCCUUCGAAUCUCUCGGAACCGGAAACAGAAUUGCUACCGUACUUCUUUACAUGUCUCAAACACAGUUGGGAGGUAGUACUGUCUUCACAGAUGCCAAAUCAACUAUUAACGUAUCCAAGAAUGAUGCUUUAUUCUGGUAUAAUUUAUAUCGUCAAGGAGACGGAAAUCCAAUGACUCGCCAUGCUGGUUGUCCUGUUCUUGUAGGCAUCAAAUGGGUUGCCAACAAAUGGAUUCAUGAACGUCAGAACGAAUUCCGUCGUCCAUGUGGCUUGAAGCCAUCGGAUAAUGAACGAUUUGUGGGCGACUUAGGUGUAUAUGGAGAACCACGUACAACCCCCAAUCUCAGUCCUGUUCUUUCAAAAGAUAUCUGGGAUACUAUUUAA